CCCCUUUCCUCGGCGUAAAAAAAAACAAAACUCUUGGCGCUCUCGAAGUUUCCGUGGCGUCGCCAAGAUGGCGGAGUCGGCCGGGCUGGGCGUGUUGCGGCUGACGGACGGAGACGUCGAAGGAGACCCCGCCGGAGCCGCGCAGAAGCUGACAGCAGCUUUAGAACAGAAGCCAGAUGAUGCAGAGAAUUACUGUCAACGAGCUUUUGCUCACAUUCUUCUACAAAAUUACCAUGAUGCCAUUACAGAUGCAAAGAAGUCACUAUCACUUGACGCCAGUAAUGCUGUAGCCUUUCUCAGACAAGGGAUAGGUGAAUACCAUAUGAAAGACUAUGAUUCUGCACUGAAGUCUUUCAGGGAAGGACAGCAACUGGAUAGUGCUGACACAGCUUUUACUAUUUGGAUUCAAAGAUGUGAGGAAGCCUUCAUUGCUGGAUUGCAGAAUGAAGUGGAUGACAAUCGGAUUUUGCAACAUCAGUCAAAAGCACCUAAGAUCAAGCAUGACUGGUACCAAACAGAAUCUCACGUAAUUGUAACUAUUAUGAUCAAAAACGCAAAGAAGGAUGAUGUAAACAUACAGUUUUCAGAAAAAGAGCUAGAUGUAUUCGUGAGGCUUUCAUCAGAGGAAGACUACAACUUAAAGCUUCAUUUUCUUCAUUCCAUAGUUCCAGAACAAAGUACAUUCAAAGUUCUUUCAACCAAGAUUGAAAUAAAAAUGAAGAAACCAGAAGCUGUACGAUGGGAGAAAUUGGAAGGCCAUGGAGGCUCUCCUAAACAAAAACAAUUUGCACCUGUUUCAGAUGCAACACACCUUUAUCCUUCAUCCUCUCAUUAUACAAAGAAUUGGGACAAAUUGGUAGUUGAGAUCAAAGAAGAAGAGAAGAAUGAAAAGUUGGAGGGGGAUGCAGCUUUAAAUAAACUGUUCCAGCAGAUAUACUCUGAUGGCACAGAUGAAGUGAAACGUGCCAUGAACAAAUCUUUUAUGGAGUCUGGUGGGACAGUUUUGAGCACAAACUGGUCUGAUGUGGGUAAAAGGAAAGUAGACGUCAAUCCUCCAGAUGACAUGGAAUGGAAAAAAUUCUAACUUAUUCAUGUGCCGCUUUGUGCUGCCCAUAUUUGUGUAUUUACCAUUGUGUGUGGACACAGCAUCCUUGAAGCUGAAGCAUUGAAUGUUCAUUUGAAGAUUAUUCCUUGAUAUGCUCUAGGAAGACCUUUCUCUGCAGGUCUUAGAGGAAUUGAAGUCUCUUACGGCUUCUGUCCUUGAAGGGUUUUUUGGGGAGAUAAUGCGAACCUAUCAUAACACACAUUUUCUGCUGGAUUGCUUGGUUAUGUAUUUGGAGAGUUAGCAAGACUUUU
Zootoca vivipara (common lizard) is the source of this 1356-nucleotide messenger RNA. It is a transcript of the gene SUGT1, whose product is annotated as SGT1 assembly cochaperone of MIS12 kinetochore complex. Gene Ontology annotation, molecular function: protein-folding chaperone binding. The record is from RefSeq and is a predicted model, not a curated record. Lineage: Eukaryota; Metazoa; Chordata; Lepidosauria; Squamata; Lacertidae.